AUUGACGGUUACUUCUUUAUCUAGAUAUAGUUAAAAGUAUACUUAUCGAAUAAAAAUCCUGAUCGUAAGAAUGAAGAAAAGUCUAUUUUCUGCGCUUAUUUUCCUGGUAUUGGCAGGUGUCAAAGAUGCGAGUGCGUGCAGCAUGCUCGGUUUGACUGGUGUUCCAGGCUUUUCCUCGCCUUCCUAUAGUUCUCCCGGCCAUCCCAGCAACAAUCCUCACAACCUCGACUGUUACUACAGAAUCAACGCCCAGAGCAGCUCCAACGUCAUCGCAGUAACUUUUAGUCAGUUUAACUUGGAAAAACACAGCCGUUGCAACUUUGACUACUUGGCGAUUUACGAAGGCCCUUCUACAAGUUCUCGUCUUAUUGGAAAAUAUUGUGGAACAAAUUCUACAUUCACUGUCAAGGGUCGUGGAAGUCAAAUGUACAUGCACUAUCAUACUGAUUCAACCGUUCCCUCGUCUGGAUUCCGAUUUCGUUUUACCAUUAGAGCUUCUACAACGCCAUCUUGCGAUCAACUAUCGAUUGGUGGAGGACCGGGCACUGGUAGCAUAAGUUCGCCAAACUAUCCUCAGAAUUACCCAGACAAUGCUGAUUGUAGAUACCGAAUUAAUGCUGGAAGUGCAACUCGUAAUAUCACGUUGACUUUCACCGCGUUUAAUCUGGAAGCAAACAGUGACUGCAGAUACGACUACGUCGAAGUUCGCACUGGAUUUAAAGGGAACUGGGCACAAACCGCUAGAAAAUACUGCGGGUCAACUGUACCAGCAACACAAGUAAUAACCGGCCAACAAUAUGUUUACAUUCAGUUCUUUACCGACGGCAGUGUGACCAGGUCUGGAUUCAAUUUGCAAUGGACGGUUUCAGGGGCUGGGGACUGCGACCAACUUAAUCUUGGAGGAGCACCCGGCAGUAACGGCGUGAUAUUAUCACCCAAUUAUCCAAGAGAAUAUCCCAAGAAUAUAGACUGCAAAUACAGAGUCCAGAGUUCAUGCAGCAGUAACUAUAUUAAUUUCCGCUUCAAUGCAUUCAACAUAGAAGCUCAUUCUCAAUGCCGGUGGGACUACCUGGAGGUCUUCAAUAGUUGUGGUACAACUUCAGGGUCAAUCGGUAAAUUUUGCGGGACUACCCUUCCAGGACCUCUUACGCGCAGAUCUUCGUGCAUGUCGAUGAGAUUCAAAACAGAUGGCAGCGUUGCCAGAACGGGUUACAAUAUGACCUACACUGUCUCAGGUUCAUGCUAUCCGUCAUAUGGAAUUAUUCAAUCGCCUGGUUAUCCCAUGGACUAUCACAACAACGCCCAAAACAACUACGUCAUCCAACCACCAAAUGCGAAUACUAUCCGUCUUCGAUUCACGACUUUCAUCUUGGAGGGAUCUGAACCCAUCUGCAGAUACGACAGCGUAACUAUCAAACGGUGGAGUGAAUCUGGAACACAGUUAGAUAAGUUCUGCGGAACGAAAACUCCCUUCACUAGAACAUACUCAGCGUCAAGAUUGGUCUUAAUGUUCAAAACCGAUGGCUCUGUUGUUCGCAAGGGAUUUAUGUGCACUUACUCAAAAAUAAAUUAAGAAUUCACUCAACCCAGCGUAUGAAUACGAACCAGCCUAAAUUUAAUUGUGAAAUUGGAAGACACGACAAGAAACAUAUGAAUUGUUUACACGUGCUAAUAUAGAAAAUUGGUGUGCGACUUCAAUGUAUAUGCAAUAAAGCAAAUUAACCAUUAA
Molecule: messenger RNA, 1729 nt
Organism: Ciona intestinalis (vase tunicate)
Lineage: Eukaryota; Metazoa; Chordata; Ascidiacea; Phlebobranchia; Cionidae
Source: RefSeq, a predicted model, not a curated record